This is a messenger RNA of Sorex fumeus (smoky shrew), 1482 nucleotides long. RefSeq names its product cytochrome c oxidase assembly factor 7. The transcript has 3 exons. Gene Ontology annotation, cellular component: mitochondrial intermembrane space. The record is from RefSeq and is a predicted model, not a curated record. Bases 52 to 747 code for a protein of 231 amino acids. Gene Ontology annotation, molecular function: protein binding. Lineage: Eukaryota; Metazoa; Chordata; Mammalia; Eulipotyphla; Soricidae.
GGGCCUCCGGAACAGCGCGGCGGGGUCACCUCAGCUUGGCCAGCAGGGGUCAUGGCGGGCUUGGUGGACUUUCAGGACGAGGAGCAAGUGAAGGCCUUUUUGGAGAACAUGGAGGUGGAGUGCAACUACCAGUGCUACCGCGAGAACGACCCAGACGGUUGCUACCGAUUGGUGGACUACCUGGAAGGAAUCCAGAAGAACUUUGAGGAGGCCGCCAAGGUGCUGAAGUUCAACUGUGAAAAGAACAAGCACGGCGAUAGCUGCUACAAGUUGGGGGGCUAUUAUGUGACUGGAAAAGGGGGCCUGCCCCAGGACCUGAAAGCUGCCUCUAGUUGCUUUCUGAUGGCCUGCGAGAGUCCCGGCAAGAAGUCUGUGGAGUCAUGUCACAACGUGGGUCUCCUGGCGCACGAUGGACAGGUCAAUGAAGGUGGCCAGCCCGAUCUGAGGAAGGCCAGGGACUACUACACCAGGGCCUGUGACGGCAACUAUGCCUCCAGCUGCUUCAACCUCAGCACCAUGUUCCUGCAGGGUUCCCCUGACGUUCCCAAAGACAUGGGCCGGGCAUGUCAGUACUCUGUGAAAGCCUGUGACCUGGGCCACAUUUGGGCCUGUGCCAAUGCCAGCCGCAUGUACCGGCUCGGGGAUGGCAUCCAGAAGGACGAAGCCAAGGCCGAGGAGCUGAAAAAUCGGGCCCAGAAGCUGCACAAAGAGCAGCAGAAAAGCGUCCCGCCCAUCAAGUUUGGGUAGUGUGCUUUCCCGCCUGUGCCCUGAACCCCAGUUUCUGACCUUGAAGUUAAUGUGCUGCUGUGGAUUUGGGACUCGGAGCUCAGGUGACAUAGACCUAUUGUCCCAGAGGGAGGGCUGCGACUCCUGGGAUGUAGGCUGAAAUAUUUAUGUCCGUCAAUACUUCUUGAUCUGGUGUGUUCUGUGAAGACACCCAUGUUUAGUGGGUCGUAGUUUUUAAACUCUUUCCAGUUCUGAGCAGAACAGGAAAUGACAGAGCCAUGAGAGUGUGGGUCAAGGGGGACAGGGAGCAGGAGCCUGGAAAACGAACAGCUCUAAGGACCCCACCGCCGCCACCACCACCAUCAUCAUCGUCACUGUACUUAGGAGGGCUUGGAAGUCAGAGUAUCUUGACUUACGUAAUAGAGGAUUUAAGUUGCUAAGAACAUUUAACUAGUCACGACUGCCACCCUCUGACUUAUAUAAUCCUUGGUGUGGGCUUUCCCUGUGCCUUUGGAGUCAGCUGUUCUCGUUCAGUCGUAGAGCCCAUCAAGAAGACCGUCAGACGUAAAAUGAAAGGUCCCCGAGCUCCAGGGCUGCUCGAGAACACGCAGCAUAUAAGCCUUGGGGUGGAAAUAUCCAGUUAAAAAUAAGCACCCACUGACCACUCCCCUGGCUCUACAAGCAAGGGCUCUGUGACAGGUUUUGCUCCUCAGAACUGGACCUUUUUACCUGCCCUGCAAAUAAACUAUUUUGAUU